Molecule: messenger RNA, 603 nt
Organism: Psammomys obesus (fat sand rat)
Lineage: Eukaryota; Metazoa; Chordata; Mammalia; Rodentia; Muridae
Product: arylacetamide deacetylase-like 2
Exons: 4
Molecular function (GO): hydrolase activity
Source: RefSeq, a predicted model, not a curated record
AUGGGAUACAAAAUUCUGUGCUUUGGAAUCUUUUGUGUCGUCUUUGCUUAUUAUAUUUAUACACCCAUACCAGAAAACAUUGAAGAACGCUGGAGAGUGAGAAUGAUAGACGCUGUUGUGAAAACGACUUCACUUGUGGCCACAUUAUUUGAAGAAAUGGGUCUCAUGAAGUAUGAAGACACAUUUUUAACUUUAUCAUCAGUUCACCUUUCAAAACCAGUUUCAGAUGAAAACGUAACAGUGAUUGACACAAACUUUAGUGACAUUCCUGUUCGUCUGUACUUGCCAAAAAAGAAGUCUGAAAUACUGAGACCAGCUAUCAUUUACUUGCAUGGUGGUGCAUUUGUCUUGGGAAGUUGCAAGAUGCAGCCCUAUGAUGAUCUGAACCGAUGGACAGCAAACAAACUUGAUGCUGUUGUUGUGGGAAUAGACUACAGGCUUGCUCCUCAGUAUCCAUUCCCAGCUGCCCUUGAAGACUCUGUUCUUGUGGUCAAGUUCAUUCUCCAGGACAAAAUCCUUGACAAGUAUGGAGUAGAUCCUGCUUGCAUUUGUAUUUCUGGAGACAGUUCUGGGGCUACGUUGGCGGCAGCAGCAACUCAAUUG